Diaporthe amygdali is the source of this 339-nucleotide messenger RNA. RefSeq lists its product as uncharacterized. The record is from RefSeq and is a predicted model, not a curated record. Gene Ontology annotation, molecular function: oxidoreductase activity. The coding region runs from base 1 to 339 and encodes 112 amino acids. The transcript has a single exon. Lineage: Eukaryota; Fungi; Ascomycota; Sordariomycetes; Diaporthales; Diaporthaceae.
AUGGUCUACCGUGUCUACAUGCUCGCCUCCAAGAAGGCAGACGUAACUCUGGAGGAAUUCAAAAGUCACUGGGAUAACGAGCACCUCAACCUGCUCAAAGAGAUCGGUGGCGACGCCUACCCCAAAGUCCAUGCGCACAGAUAUCCGGCCCAAGUGCUGGGCCCUGAGGGUGCUGGGUUCGACGGAAUCGGGUAUCUCGAGUUUGAGAAGAAGGAAGACUUUUUAAGAUUGACAACGAUUUUGGGAAAACCAGAAAAUCAGGCAAGAGUGAAUGAGGAUGAGAAGAAGUUUUUGGACAUGUCCAAAUUUCAAAUGUAUGUGGUGGAUGAUGAGGUGUGA